AUGCGCAAUGCCGUCUCGGCUUCUCGGUGUCUCGGGGAGAUUGCAAGAAGAUGAUGAGCUGAGCGGCCGGCGCAGACUGAAUGCAUAAUUGGCCUAUCUUAGUCAUAGAUUUUCACUUGCCUUGUCUAGUUUCUUUGCCAAAUUCGCUGUUUAAUGUCGAAGUGUACCGUAAACCGUUUGCGGGUGUAGAAACUAAAUAGCAGUAACGGCAGAAGAAGAAGAGAGAGAAGAAGAAGAAGACCGCUGAGAGGGAGUUGGGCAUCAAAUUGCACCGGAUGUCAUUACACGCUCUUAAAUAUCGAGGAGGUAAGGACGUGCGACGUUUUUGCUGUGGGUUUGAGCUGUCUUUUAUCUAUCAUGCCAGCUGCUUUUUGCUUAAAAUACUCGUUGAAUAGGUUAAAUCCCAGUGUAGAGCAUAUUCAGGGCUUAAUUAAGCAUCUUAGCUGGAAAAGAGCCAAGUCCUUUGUCUGCGACAUAUCAGGUAUUUUAUGUGCGUCAGUAGAUACACUUUUAUCCAAGUCUGUGUUGGUGCAGUUUUAUCCGCCCACCUGUUAAACCUCUGCAAAAAAACCUCCAGCAAAUUCAUUUUUAUAGUCGUUUCUUUACAUGUAGAGGUUUAUCCAUCUGUUAAAUAGCUGAAAUCAGUUUUAAUGUUUAAUUAUUUUACUAAAUUACAUUCAGGGUGUUGCUCUGAGUGCAGCUUUUAUUAAAUUUCCAAUUCAAUUUUAUUUUUAUGGCACUUUUCAGACUAAAAAUGCAGUUCAAAGUGUCUCACAGGGGCUAAAAACAACAAUUAACAACAAUAAAACCCCAACCUCACACCCACACACCCACCCAUGGACACAGACACACUACCACCCUCACACACACUCACACAUACACACACAAGAGUGAGAAUUCAAGAUAUAUUGUUAAGUAAGAGCUCUUUACCAUGUAAAAGGGGUAAAAGAGGUAAAAAACCUCUAAGCAAGAAUAAAAAAAAAAAGACUAGAACAUAAAAUGACAGAAAAUAUGAACAUUUGCAAUAAGAGAGAUAUGAAAAGGCGUCCAUUUUCUCCAUGAUCAAUGCUUUUCAGUGUGCCAUUUCACAUGUGAGCAGCAGAUAACCAUCGGGCAGGCUUGUGGGUCGUUGGGCAUUUGUACUUAGGCCUACAUCUAAGCUCGUAGAUCAAUUGAAUUUAAGCCUCUUGAGCGAAACCUGCUGACACAUGCGCCCCUGUCUUUUUGUGUGCGCACAGACCCGGUUAACCCUCUCUAUCUCAUUUCCCUGCGCGGCCCAUCGAGACUAAACCAGAGUUUAGAUGGUCAUGUACUCCCCCCCUCUGUGGCUCUGUAUGUUACCAUGUGAGCUCCGGCAAAAACAACACCAGUCCUGCAGUAUCAACUUAAAAUACCCAGUUAGCACAGUUAUAAUCACUAUCUACAGGGUUAUAUAUUAUUCAAAAUGAGCCUGACCUGACACAUGGGAUCUGUUAAAGAUUAUUAUGAUCUGUUUGCUUAAUUAAAGUCAAUAAGAUGCAUAUUUGAUAUCAGUCUCGUGCUGUCAGUAAUCUACAGAAGCUACUAGGAGCAGUAUCUCUAUUUUUCCAUCUAGAUAUCUAAUCGAAUAGGUGGAGUAACCCUGUAAACUCCACCUUAUUUUCUAUAAUUAUCUCAAAAAGGUGUGACCCUUCAGCAGUCGUGAAAAUCAAUAGCAAGUGCAUUAGCAUCGCGGUGUUGAGUCAAGAGAGGCUCUAAUGCUGUCUGUCCGCAUCAAAUCUUCACAUUCAUAUUGAGCUGAAAGUCCAUAUUUGGAGAUUUGAUAUGACACAGCACAGUGCAGACCUCCAUCUUUGAAGGGGCCUGAGUAUCCCGUUUAAAAGGAUGUUUGUUUUUUUUACAGUAAGUGUGUUUGAAAGCCAUUACAACAGGGAGUGACACACACACACACACACACACACACACACUUACUGAUAUCCUAACUGGAGUCUAUCAUUUCAGUUUGGGUGGUCCUCCUGACUCACUUGCUCUCUCUUUGUUCCUGCCACAGUGUAAUCGAGACCAGAACCAUGGAGGUUGUAACACAUUUUGUGAAUGACACUGUAGAGUUUUACAAAUGGAGCCUUUCUAUAGCAGGUAAGAUCUUCACAGUCACUCGAAUAUGUUCAGUUUAAUUUGAUGAUUGUUAAAGUUAUUAGUCUGGCAGAUCAUAGCUGAUUAAGACAAAGACCUGCUCCCUCACUGAGAUAGUAAACUGUCUCUGUAUUUGUACUAUGAGGUUGUUUAAUUAAGCUGUUAUCCCUCAUAAUGUCAGUGUCGUAUGAGCUGCAGUAAACAUGUGAUGCUGUAUCCGCUCUUCCUGAACAGCUGCUGCUCUUUGCUUUACAUUAUCCUUAAUUUCCUGAUAAUGAAAUCAACUCUUUUAUCUCCAGACAAGAGGGUAGAGAAGUGGCCGUUGAUGUCCACUCCUCUUCCCACUCUGGUCAUCAGCUGCCUGUACCUGCUCUUCCUGUGGGCGGGGCCUAGAUACAUGCAGGACCGUCAGCCCUAUACACUCAGGAAGACCCUCAUAGUGUACAACUUCAGCAUGGUGGUGCUGAAUUUCUACAUCGCCAAAGAGGUGAGGAGGCAGAUUGUUAUCAAGACUUUUAAAGGAGGAUGACAAAGCGUUUUCAACAAGAUCCUACAAACUUCCGUCGCCUGUGUUGAAAUAGUUUCCUAUAUUACUUGAGAUUUUUGCUUGUUAAACCCCACAAAUACAAGAUUAGACUAUCAUCUUGCAAAGGAAACACUUACAGACUGCAGAAGUCCAAACCCUCCAGUAUAUGAUGUUUUAAUUUUUGCUAGUUUUAUGCAAAUUUGAGAAACGUAGUCUGUGCAGCCUUCACUACGUAAUAUUUCAAGAGGUUGUUCAUAUAGUUUCUUCUCCCAGAGUCAGUUAUAAAGGACUCAAAACUUUACUUUUUAGCUGAACUGUUGGUCCCUCCUCAUAGAUUCUUUGCUUUUACUCUUUCAAUGAGACGUUUCUCUUGUUUUUUAACCAAUAACCUGUUUUUAUAUUCCUUAAUUGUGAUAUUUCUUUGAGGUUGCUUGAACUACAAAAACAUCUUUCGGUCUUCUUCCUCGCCCUGACUCUGUCUUUUCUUUCUCCCCAUCAGCUCCUACUAGGUUCUAAAGCAGCGGGGUACAGCUACCUCUGUCAGCCGGUCAACUACUCCAAUGAUGUCAAUGAAGUCAGGGUGAGUUUCCUGCAGAACACACCAGCUCUAACAGGUAUACACCCACAGAUUCACACUCCCCUGUGAGCCGAGACGCCGGACCUGUCGAUGUGUACGGAUGGUUUAAUCCUACUGUUGGCGUUAAGGAGAUCACUGUAACUAUAUAUCAGAGCAUUUGGAUAAGUCAAAGGUCAGAGGAGGAAAUAAAUACUCUGUGAUAAAGGUUAAUUUCUCUAGCGGUUUCAGGACAAAGAAGGUGGGGCCUGCGCUCAGAUAGGUCGGGGUAAUUGGUCUCGCCACCGUGAGACUCCGCCCACAUCUCCACCUUCAGGCCUUAAUACCGCAGCAGCCCCUGGCUUAGAGGGUGGCCAUGUGUGUCUCAGGCUGGGAGGAGUGAAGUGAAGUGGUUUACGGCGUGCUUUUCAGGACAGUCGGCUGUCAGUUUAGAGUCAGGUUGAUGCUGUCUGUGUGAUUUAUAAAACCACUGUGAAUGGGUCAAUAUACUGUUUAUAUGUGAUACUGAAGUUACGCUUUAAGCCUCCAGUGGUCCAGAGUGUUAUAUAAUCCACAUAUCAUAUUAUACAGUCAUCAUUAUUGACCUUAACACUGUGUUUAAAGCUUAAUGUCUCACUUUAUUUGUCUUUUUACCUGUUUAUAUGUUCAUUAAUCUUAUAACACAGCAGAGAAAACACUGAAUACAUCAGAUCCUUUCUGUCUCCAUGAUUCUUAAACUGAAUAACAGCAGGUUUUAUAGGGAAACAGUCGUCCUAUUCUCGGUUUAAGGAUGUUUUAAAGAUGCUGUUUCAUACAUAUAGACAGAUAUUUGCGUCUCUGCUCUGACUCACCCGGUCCGUUUCACAUCCACAGAUAGCAUCUGCUCUCUGGUGGUACUACAUCUCUAAAGGAGUGGAGUUCCUAGACACGGUCUUCUUCAUCCUGAGGAAAAAGUUCAACCAGGUCAGCUUCCUCCACGUCUACCAUCACUGCACCAUGUUCAUCCUCUGGUGGAUCGGUAUCAAGUGGGUCCCUGGUGGACAGUGUGAGUAAAAAAGAAGGAUUCAGAUUAACUCUGAUAUCGAGGAUGUUAAUCUUACUGCUGUUUGACGAAGAUGCUGUUUUAUCCCCCUUUAGCAUUCUUUGGUGCAACCAUCAACUCCUCCAUCCAUGUGCUCAUGUACGGUUACUACGGUCUGGCAGCUCUGGGACCUCAGAUGCAGAAGUAUCUCUGGUGGAAGAAAUACCUCACCAUAAUUCAGAUGGUGGGUGUAACUCCAGGACUGUUGUUUUUUUAUUUGCAGGACUAUAAAUAUGCUUUCACCUAACUUUUACGAUCGUGUUUCCUCUACAGAUCCAGUUCCACGUGACCAUCGGACACGCCGGCCACUCUCUAUACACCGGCUGUCCGUUCCCCAACUGGAUGCAGUGGGCUCUGAUUGGCUAUGCCGUCACCUUCAUCAUCCUCUUCGCCAACUUCUACUACCACGCUUACCGACGCAAACCCUCCUCCUCGCAAAAAGGAGGAAAACCGGUCGCCAACGGCAGCUCCAUGGUAACCAACGGUCACAGCAAAGCGGAGGCGCUGGAGGAUAACGGGAAGAGGCAAAAGAAAGGAAGAGCCAAGAGGGAGUAAAGGAGGAAGAGGGCUUGCUUGGACGUUUGUUUUAAGGGCCAGAGAAGGAGGAGGAGGGAUGGGAGGGGAGGGAUAAACAAACCAAAGCGGCUUCGUCCUCCCCGCCAGUAAUGUAGAAGGAUGCAAUUUGUGACCAACUUUGAAGGGGGAAAGGGUAGCAGUGUGUGUAUGUGGGUGUGUCUGUCAGGGUUUCUGAGAGGAAGAGAGGGGUGUUGGUUGUCUCCAUAACAGUUUUUUUUUUUAUCUUAAAGAAAAGCAGAACGCUGAUCACGUAGGCCGGCUCUGCACUCUCCUGUCCAGCUGUGUUUGGGACCGUAAAGGACCAAAAUAUUAGAGGACCUACAAACGGCUCAGCAUCCACUAACCUGUCAACCAAAAUUCACCUCCAACUUUUGUACUCUGGAUACCGGUAUUACUUUAAAUGAAAGCUUAAAUAGACCUUAAUAUGCUAAUUUAUAUUCUAGCACUCUAAAGAGUUUUAUUUUAAUGAUUUCCAACACAAAGAGCAUGCAGAAGUUGAUACCAAAGGCUUUUUUUUUUGGAUCAGGGGGGAUUUUUGUUUACAAAUUUGUAAAAACGACAUUAAGACGCUGUCAAAACUGCCAUCAACUGAAUCGACUACCUUUUAUUCCACUACGACAACGACCAACCCCAUGCUGUUUGAAACAGAUCUAACUGUGCUGCAUUUACAACAACAACAACAAGCUAUUUUUUCUUUGUAUUCAUUGUGAAUUGAAAACCUGGUUUAAUCACUUUGGAGGGUAGGGUGGGAGGGGGCUGUAGUUUCUUUUAGUAUUUAUGCAAAUUUGUGGGUAUCUUUGUUAUAAUACUUUUGUGUGGGUCCUCAUGAUUUAUUUCUUUUUGCUGUGCGAUGUAGCUGAGGUGCGAGAAUAAGAGAUUGAAGUUGAGCUCGGUGUUGUCUCACUGCCAUGUAGGACUGAAGGGAACGUCUUCCUGAAAACAGCUUUUAUAAAAAAAACGUUAAAUUCAUUGUCUUAACGAAGAGGAACGCAACAGCUUCUGGCUGCACAUACAACUGAAAUAAAGACAAUGUCAGCACCCCGCA
Molecule: messenger RNA, 5893 nt
Organism: Xyrichtys novacula (pearly razorfish)
Lineage: Eukaryota; Metazoa; Chordata; Actinopteri; Labriformes; Labridae
Source: the annotation of a GenBank genome assembly